This is a messenger RNA of Trematomus bernacchii (emerald rockcod), 2995 nucleotides long. RefSeq names its product neuronal acetylcholine receptor subunit beta-2-like. Lineage: Eukaryota; Metazoa; Chordata; Actinopteri; Perciformes; Nototheniidae. Gene Ontology annotation, biological process: monoatomic ion transmembrane transport; signal transduction; nervous system process. The record is from RefSeq and is a predicted model, not a curated record. Gene Ontology annotation, cellular component: postsynaptic membrane; synapse; neuron projection. Gene Ontology annotation, molecular function: transmembrane signaling receptor activity; acetylcholine-gated monoatomic cation-selective channel activity.
UUCGUGGGAAACACAUGUACAAUGAGCAUCCUUCCCGUUCACGCUGCUCUUUCUGCCACUGUGCCGAAUUUCUUUAAAACUUGUCUGCUUUUUAUCAGAGACGACGGAACAGCGCAGGUGAGCGUGGCUGCCUACAAGCACAGAAGAAGAAGUUAAAUACGGAUUUUUUGUAUGGACGACAAGAGCGGCACUCAGUCGGACAGCUGUAUUCGGAUCGGUUAAAUUUCCCCGUGGCUUCGCACAAUGGACAGCACAGCUUCUCUAGUAGUCAUCUAUAAAAUAAAAGACCAACAUGUUGUCUCUGGCAGAUAAACAUUGUCAUCAAAUAACCUCUUUAUCAUAUUAGAGAAGUUUAUUUGUUAUGGUUUGGCGCUGCUGAGUAUUCCGGUAAAAGGAGAUCACUCCGCGUGGAGAGAAGUGAGUUGUAAAAAGGCUUACGAUAUCGGGACGGAGUAUUAACACUGUAUAUUUCAGCUGUUCACUGUCGAUGCAGUUUUUUUGGAGGACAAUAUAAGAAAGUAGCAAGUUCUUCCAGGAAAGGAGAUGACUUCCAGCGCUGUCCUCCUGCUCUUCAUCCUCUCUCUCACAAGCAGCAGGGCGGAGAAUGCAGAGGAGCGGCUGGUGAACUACCUGUUGAGUCCGGAGCGCUACAACAAACUGAUCAGACCGGCCAUCAAUAAAACGCAGCAGGUCACCAUCUCCAUACAGGUGUCUCUGGCGCAGCUCAUCAGUAUCAAUGAAAGAGAACAGAUCAUGACGACCAACUUGUGGCUGUUUCAGGAGUGGAAUGAUUAUAGGCUAAGAUGGGACCCAGAGAAGUACGAAGGCAUCAAGAAACUGAGAAUACCAUCCAAACACAUCUGGCUUCCGGAUAUAGUGCUUUACAACAAUGUUGACGGUGUGUACGAAGUGUCCUUCUAUUGCAACGCUGUGGUCUCCAACACAGGAGACAUCUUCUGGCUUCCGCCCGCCAUCUACAAGUCGGCCUGCGCCAUCGAGGUGCAGAACUUCCCCUUCGACCAGCAGAACUGCACUCUCAAGUUCCGCUCGUGGACCUACGACCACACGGAGCUGGACCUGAGCCUCACGAGCGACUUCGCCAGCCGGGACGACUUCACGCCAAGCGGGGAGUGGGACAUUGUCUCGCUCCCCGCGCGCAAAAACGAGGAUCCCAAUGACAUCACCUACCUGGAUAUAACCUAUGAUUUUGUGAUCAAGAGGAAGCCGCUGUUUUACACCAUUAAUCUGAUCAUCCCGUGUGUGCUGAUCACGUCUCUGGCUAUCCUGGUGUUCUACCUGCCGUCAGAUUGUAGGGAGAAGAACACGCUGUGCAUCUCAGUGCUACUGGCCCUCACUGUGUUCUUGCUGCUGAUAUCAAAGAUAGUGCCACCCACCUCUCUUGCAGUGCCACUCAUAGGUAAAUACUUGAUGUUCACCAUGGUGCUGGUCACUUUCUCUAUUGUGACCACCGUCUGUAACCUCAAUGUGCAUCACCGCUCCCCAUCAACCCACCACAUGCCAGAGUGGGUCAAACAUUUCUUCUUAAUCCGCCUCCCCGACAUCCUCUUCAUGAGGCGCCCAGGCUCUUCCAACAAAUUUGAUAAACUUCGCAAGAAGUACGCCACCAACCAGACUACCGUCGGGAAAACCAAUUCCCAAAGCAGCACAGGCAAGAGGCAGUAUUCCAACGUCAGACUUGGAGGGGUUCGAACAGAUGCCAACUCUUUCUACGUGAAUGAGGACUUGGCAAACAAGUUUUGCUGGAAGGUGGACGACGUCCCAGAUGGGAGUGGGUUUUCAGACUUCCAGAAGCCCUUGGCUUCUCAGUGGGAUGCAGAUGUGGAGGAGGCAGUGGAUGGAGUGAGAUACAUCGCCGAACACAUGAGGACAGAAGACGACGAUGACAGGAUCAUACAAGACUGGAAGUACGUAGCCAUGGUGAUUGACCGUCUGUUCCUGUGGAUCUUUAUCCUGGUGUGUUUGACGGGAACGCUGGGGAUCUUCAUGCAGCCGCUGUUCCAAGGCCACAAACCCAACUCUGAUGACACAGAGUAUGGAGAUUUCUAGGACGUUUGGAGAUGAACUAUAACAACUUGAACUGAGAAGCUGCACCAGGUCUAGCUCUGAUCUGUUUUUUGCUGCUUGGAUCCGACACAUUGCAGGCAGUUGGUUGUUUCUGAAACAGUGGACCUCAAACAAACCGAAUGAUACAGGGACACUUUUAUUUUUUUUACUGCAUGGCUUUUAUUUCUGACCAACUAUGCAUCCAUCCAAACGCUGCCAUCACCCCAGGCAUGGCAAUAUUUUAUUGACACUCUUCUAAAACCUAAAAAAGUAUUCUGACAAGAUUAUAAUAUUGUCAUUUAGCCGAGAUUGCUCCCCAUGCCAUUUUUGAAACUACCUACAAGACAAGUACGGUCUAUUUUUCCCAGCUCUGAUUUUUCCCAAUGUAAAGAAAAACUACAAAGCCAAUGUAAAAUGCUGUUAAUUUGUCUGUGUUUCAUUUUGACUAGUGUGCUGCUGAGGGAACAGUUGGAGCUCUUUACAGACAUACAGAGGGUCAUUACACAUUACAGCUCCUAUACGACCAUGAGGUCUGUUCUCCCUUGCAGCUCUGUCGAUGUGAAAAUCAGACAAUAAAAGACUUAACACAAAUUGUUGGCACAUUAAAGUGGAUCCAAAUGUCCUUUUCUUAAACCAAGCUUUAUUGCUAAAACUCCACCCAAAUAUCCACCUUUUCUCGUCAUAUUAUCUCUCGCUCUGUUCUUCCCAUGUUCUGCUUUAGAGCCUCAUCUGCACCAGCCACCUCCAAGGAGGGUCGUAAUCAUUGUCCUAUUUUAAAUAAUGUGCAUUCUCUUCUUGCUUUCUCUUUCCGUCUUUCACUUGCUUGGUUAUAUAAUCACACAUGUAGCUGUACAAGGCUACAUACAUUAUCAUGAAAAAAAUGACACUGACUGUAUUGAAAUACAUGUUAAAUAAAUGACUCUUUAUUUUA